AUGUCCGGAGAAAAGAUCUACGAGGGCGUCUUUGCCGUUCACAAGCCGCAAGGCGUCACCUCCGCCGACGUAAUCCGCAAACUACAGCACCACUUCAACCCGUCCGACGUCUUCAAACCAUGGCUCGAGACCGAGCGCGCGCGACGCAAUCGAGAAAGCAACUUCCAGCGCAAACGCCGUCGUAGCCAGCGCCUUGACGUUAAGAUCGGACAUGGAGGAACCCUCGACCCCCUCGCAACCGGAGUCCUCGUUACGGGCGUUGGCAAAGGAACGAAAUUCCUCAAUGACUUUCUAGGGUGCACAAAGACGUACGAGACGGUCGUUCUCUUUGGCGCAGAGACGGAUUCAUAUGAUCAAUUGGGAAAAAUUGUUCGUCGGGGCCCGUAUGAACAUAUUACUCGUGAGGCGGUGGAAAAGGCGCUCGAACAAUUCCGGGGGAAGAUUAUGCAACGCCCGCCUAUUUUCUCGGCGCUCAAGGUUCAGGGCAAGAAGUUAUAUGAGUAUGCACGAGAGGGGAAAGUACCGCCGAUUGAAAUCCAGUCUAGGCCGGUGGAGGUACUUGAUAUGCGAGUUCUCGAAUGGUAUGAGCCUGGAACGCAUGAGUAUAAAUGGCCCGAGGAAGAGGCCGCUGCAGAUGAGAAGGCUGUUGCGGAGAAAUUGCUGGAGAAAGACGAUUCUUUGCCUGUUGCUCCAGCAGCGGACGAUGCUGAUGCGACGUCGAAACGCAAGUCGCCUCCAGCAGAAAGCCCCAAAGACACUGAACCCGAACCUACGAAGAAACAGAAAGUAUCCGAUGAGGGUGACGCCGCACCCGCCACGUCCGAGAAAACCAAUGCGCCAGAAGCGACAGAGGAAAAGCCCACAGAAACGACGACAGAAACACAACCUGAAGCUUCAGAGCCAUCGAAUGGCCGAUCACAGCCACCUGCAGUGAAGAUUACCAUGACCGUCACUUCCGGCUUUUACGUUCGCUCUUUAGCACACGAUCUUGGCAAGGCCCUGGGUAGCUGUGGCCUUAUGAGCGCGCUUGUGCGGUCCCGCCAGGCAGACUUCGACUUGGAACCGGAGAGGAUACUCGAGUAUAAGGAUCUCGAUGCCGGGGAGGAGGUUUGGGGUCCAAAAGUUAAGAAGUUCCUGGAUGAGUGGGAACAGAAGAGAGCUGCCAAAGAAGGCUCCAAUUAA
Aspergillus versicolor CBS 583.65 is the source of this 1182-nucleotide messenger RNA. RefSeq names its product pseudouridine synthase PUS4. Gene Ontology annotation, molecular function: RNA binding; pseudouridine synthase activity. The record is from RefSeq and is a predicted model, not a curated record. The coding region runs from base 1 to 1182 and encodes 393 amino acids. Gene Ontology annotation, biological process: mRNA pseudouridine synthesis; tRNA modification. The transcript has 2 exons. NCBI's taxonomy places the organism in Eukaryota, Fungi, Ascomycota, Eurotiomycetes, Eurotiales, Aspergillaceae. Gene Ontology annotation, cellular component: mitochondrion.